AUGGGAGUCAGCAAUCCAGUCAAGUAUGUCUUGCGCCUGUCCCUGUUCACCAACAAGCGAACCGAGCAGCAGCAACAACAACAACGACAACAUCGACAACAUCACUCCCCCUCCUCUACCUGGAAAGGGAAAGAAAUCGACUUUGACCCGCCCAUCGAGGUUCGCUGGGGCGCAGUACAGUACCCAGAGGACUAUGCAGCAUUGACCGAUGGUCAUGCCCACAUGGCGGUGAGCGCAAUCGACUCGCAUCUGGGCAGCAGCAACAACAGCAGCAGUAGCAGCAGCAGUAGCCGCAGCAGAAGCAGCGGUAGCAGUAGUCGGACGGGGUUGGUGCGCAUCGCCAGCUGGGCUAGUCUGGCUGGAGAUCGAUGUCGGUGGACGAUGGAACAGGAACGGAAAUUAGCGAUUGCGAGAAGCGAACUGGCUCGAUGUCAAAAAGCUUGGAGUUCGGAGCAGGAAUUGUGGAUUGCUCAAAUUGAAAAGUUGCACGAGGAGAAAGAAGCCCACGAACAGUUCAUCCACCACCGAGCGAAACAACAGGACGAAGAGCAGCAGCAUUUUCGCAAAUCCUGGAUUCGACGGAAGUCUUACGAAGAGCAGCAACAACAACAACAGCAGCAGCAACAACAGCAGCAGAAACAGGUUGCUCCAACUACGCAGAGGACUAAUAGUCGAUUGCGGCGGAUACGGCGCAUGGGAUCAUAG
Molecule: messenger RNA, 705 nt
Organism: Aspergillus luchuensis
Lineage: Eukaryota; Fungi; Ascomycota; Eurotiomycetes; Eurotiales; Aspergillaceae
Exons: 2
Coding region: 1-705 (234 amino acids)
Source: RefSeq, a predicted model, not a curated record